ACAUUAAGUACAACGAUAAGAGUGCAUGGACAUGUGUGUCACCGUUGUAGACCUUGUGCGUAAAUCGUGACGCAGGUGUACGUUUUGUCUGGUGAAUAGGAAACCCGCUCGUCAAGAAAACUGCGGACUGUGGUCCUAUCGCGGGCCUUGUACUGUAAUUUUAUAAAAUCACAGCGUAUAUAAAAACAAUAAUAAUAAUAUAUAAAAAAUAAAUAAAUUUUACAAAAAUUAUUAAUAAUUAAUUUUAAAAAUAAUAGACCAAAUUUUUUUUUGUACUUAAAAAUAAAAAAAAACUAUAUAAAUAUAUACAUAUAUAUAUGUAUGUAUGUAUAUAUAUAUAAUAUUAUGAGAAAUAAUAAAUUGCACUGGAUAUUUAUUUCAGGAUAUUUUUUUAGUGACUCCACUACGGUCCUCGUUCGUUUAGUUGCGUUUUCUUAUUAUUUAUAGAAAGACGAAAUAUAACGCAUUUGUGAGAAGAAGUUUGUGCACUUAAAAACCUCCAAAUUAUAAUAUAUAUUUAAUAUAUUUAUUAAUUAUAAAUUUUAAAAAAUUAAUUAAAAAAAAAAAUUAUUUAAAUAUUUUAAACGUCAACUAAAAAUAACCAAAUAAAUAAAUAAAUAAUAGUAAUUAUAAAACAAUUAACAAUUAGUGCGUGCUUACUAAUCGUGAGAAAAUAGGGUUGCGUGUUUUUAGAUAAUAACUAACGAUAUAAUUUGUAAUUUGGCUGUAAGUUGCUGUAAAUUUUUGAAAAAUUCAAAGACGAUUAAAAAAUUUAUUUUGUUUUAUAGGCUGGAGAUUUUUAUUUAUUUUAAGUAGAAAAAUUAAUGCGACAAAAUGUAUGGACUAAUAUUAGAAAAUAUGUCAGAAUUUAUUCGUCAAAAAUAUGGAGAAGAAAAAUGGGAAGAAAUAAGAAGACUCGCGGCUGUUGAUCAGCCCAGUUUUAGCGUUCAUCAGGUUUACCCAGAGAAUUUAAUCCCGCGGUUGGCUAAAAAGGCUGUUACUGUACUCGGGAUAUCAGAAAAUGAAUUUUUCGAUCAAAUGGGAGUACACUUUGUGAGUUUCGUUGGUCAAUAUGGUUAUGAUAGAGUGUUAUCAGUAUUAGGACGUCAUGUACGUGAUUUUCUGAAUGGUCUUGAUAACCUUCAUGAGUAUCUUAAAUUUUCCUACCCACGUAUGCGUGCGCCUUCAUUUAUUUGUGAAAAUGAAACACGUCAAGGUUUGACAUUACACUAUCGAAGUAAAAGACGUGGUUUCGUUUACUAUACAAUGGGCCAAAUCCGUGAAGUAGCCCGACAUUUUUACCACAAAGAAUUAAUUAUCGAAUUAAUACGUGAAGAAGUACUUUUUGAUACAGUCCAUGUUACAUUUCAAUUGACGUUCGAUAACCGCGCAUUCACUUUUGCGUCACUUGCUAUGACCCGUGAAGAAAAACAUUUACCGAUCGGCGCAUCGGUUUUAUUUGAAAUAUUUCCGUUUUGCAUCGUCUUUGGAUACGACAUGGUUGUGAGAAGUAUCGGUAAUUCUUUGAUAGUAAUUUUACCCGAUUUAGUUGGAAAAAAAAUAACUCACUGGUUUGAUUUAGUGAGACCAUUGAUUGCUUUUAAGUUUCAGUCGAUAUUAAAUAGAACAAAUAACAUAUUCGAAUUAGUCUCAGUAGAACCAGUUUUGACAGAACGUCCGGCGGACCGCAAAAAACAGGCGGUAUUCCUGAGUGACGACAGUUCAAAUUUACCUGAAGAUAAAACUUUGAGAUUAAAGGGGCAGAUGAUUUACAUGGAUAAUUGGCGGAUGAUGAUGUAUCUCGGUACGCCAGUUAUGCCAGAUCUCAAUGCAUUGAUAGCUACUGGAUUGUAUAUCAAUGAUUUAUCGAUGCAUGAUUUCAGCAGAGAUUUAAUGUUAGCCGGCACUCAGCAGUCCGUUGAAUUGAAAUUAGCUCUAGAUCAAGAGCAACUUAAAAGUAAAAAGCUUGAAGAGUCAAUGCGUAAAUUAGACGAAGAAAUGCGUCGUACUGAUGAAUUACUCUAUCAAAUGAUACCCAAACAAGUUGCCGACCGCUUGAGAAAUGGAGAAAAUCCAAUAGAUACUUGUGAAAUGUUUGAUAAUGUAUCAAUCCUAUUUUCCGACGUGGUUACAUUCACUGAAAUUUGUAGCAGAUUGACCCCCAUGGAAGUUGUGUCCAUGUUAAAUGCCAUGUAUUCACUUUUUGAUACACUCACUGAACGUAAUCGUGUUUAUAAGGUAGAAACAAUAGGCGAUGCUUAUAUGGUAGUAUCUGGAGCACCAUCGAAAGAAACAGAUCAUGCUGACCGUGUUUGUGACAUGGCCUUGGAUAUGGUCGAAGCAAUUACUGAUUUAAAAGAUCGUUCUACUGGUGAUCAUUUGCAAAUACGCGUGGGUAUUCAUAGUGGUGCAGUGGUAGCAGGUAUAGUUGGUCUAAAAAUGCCGCGAUACUGUCUGUUCGGUGACUCUGUAAACACUGCCUCGCGCAUGGAGGCCACAAGUGAGGCCAUGCAAAUUCAUAUAUCACAAUCGACUAAAGAGUUACUAUCGCCGUUUUAUAAGGUCAAGGAGCGUGGCGAAAUACAGGUCAAGGGCAAAGGAUCAAUGAAAACGUACUGGUUGGAAAAACGUCCAUUGCGUUCAAAUGUUACAAAAAAUAUAACAAUACAAGAGCCGCCAAUCUGGAUGAAUCGCAUGACGGAAAAACGCACGUUAUUGUCAAACAACAACAGUACUGUCGCCUGUGGAUCACCACAUAAAUUAUCAGACAGUCAUUCAUAUAUUGAUAUAUCUGCUAAAUCUCCUGGAUCACGAAUUUCUUCUCCUACACCAUUUGGUUCCACGGGAAUUAUCUCUGAUGAACGGCGUAUUUAUUCACCGAUUACUUUUCAAGAUGUUGCGCGUCGUUCAGAAGCUAAUACGCCCACCAAAAGUCCUAAUUUGUCAGAAUUACGUUCAAAUUCAGUAAGUGAAGCAUCAUCAACAACAUCAACAGCAGUUUGUAAUCCGUCAAAUGUAUUUGGAUCAUUAUUAAACGAUACCGAAGAACACUUUCGUUUACACCGAGACAGUUUGCCAAUUAGAGAACAAUCAGCAGGAGUUCACGGUAGAACAGAAUUAAAAAAAUUUUCUCGUGAAGCGACACCAUGUGAUGACAUCAACAUCGCACUUAUGAAUGCAUUUUGUCCUGCCAUGGAGAGCAGCGAGUCUCUAAAUAAUUCCCAAUUAUUAAUUAGAUCCGAUCAAUGUUGCCCGAGUUUCGCUAUUCCAAAAAGCGGCAAAGCUAAACAUCACGGCAACGGAUGUUGUGUUUGUUAAUUAUUAAAUAUAUUUUUUCAUAAUUACUUUAAUUAAUAAUUAAUAAUUAUAACAUCUAAUAUAUUUAAUAAAAAAUAUUAUUUAAU
Messenger RNA from Microplitis mediator, 3404 nucleotides. RefSeq names its product soluble guanylate cyclase 88E (gene Gyc88E). The record is from RefSeq and is a predicted model, not a curated record. Gene Ontology annotation, molecular function: guanylate cyclase activity; heme binding; oxygen sensor activity. The transcript has 14 exons. The coding region runs from base 835 to 3318 and encodes 827 amino acids. Gene Ontology annotation, cellular component: guanylate cyclase complex, soluble. Gene Ontology annotation, biological process: response to oxygen levels; cGMP biosynthetic process; nitric oxide-cGMP-mediated signaling. NCBI's taxonomy places the organism in Eukaryota, Metazoa, Arthropoda, Insecta, Hymenoptera, Braconidae.